UUCAUUAGAUAAUAUAAUAUAAAAAUAUAUAUAAUAUAAAAAAUCGAAAACCCGGCGACAGAAAAGCGAAAAUUAAAACAGAUUAUGUAAAAGUAUGCCGAAAGUGUUUCUAAUCUUAAGUUCUUCAAAUUCUCUCUUAAAAUAAUUACAAUACACACAAAAUUCACACAAACAAAACAAUAUAAAAACAACAACAACAAAAUCCAAUCGAACAAUCAUUUAUCGAAAUAAACGCAGCCGAAUCUGAGCAAUCGAUUAGUACCAAAGCAUAUGAGUUUUUACCAGAAGGUGUCGACGCUAUCGACUUGUUUCAUGUUGUAAUUCAAAUACUUUCGUUUUUUGGCAACAAUAAUGGUCAGCACAGCAUUGACAACAUUGGCUGGACAAACAACUAGUAGCACUAAUCAUCAUCACCAUCAUCAUCAUCAGCAGCACCAGCAGCCACAGCAGCAUCAACAGCAACCGCCUCAUCACAGCAGUAACGGUAGCAGCUAUAGCAGCUACCAGCGCCUGCAAGCCCCAGCAACAACAGGAGCAUCAUCUACAGUCGCAGCUGGCACUCAGCAACGCAAUUAUUACGCGCACAACGGAUUGGAGAACGACUGUGACAGCAGCAACACCUCCAACAGCAAUUGCGGCUAUCAACCACAGCAGCCAUUGAAUUUAUCACAGGCGCUGCUCUCGCCUUCGCCACCGCUGGACGAUCAAAUAAAUUUGCUAUUUCCCAAGUGCCGACCCAAACAACAACAGCAGCAACAGCUGUCGAGCAGUGGCAAUCGACAGCAACAUGAAGACAGUGUUGAUGUAAAUUUAAACAGUGCGAACAACACAACAGUAGCAGCAGCGACUGCAGAGAUAACUGGAAGCAGCUCACCCGUUGUUACAUCCAUCAACACGCUUAGCUACUAUAAAAGUGUGAACAUAAUAACGCAGUCUCCUCCACCGCAUUCAGCUUCGUCCCACUCUUCGGAAUCGCUGUCUUCGGUCACGCCGCGCAUUUCGACAAAUCCAUUUUUGUGCGCACCAUUGACACCACCAACACCGCCAACUGUUACAUCGAACGGGGGCGAUACGGACGUCGACGGUAUUCUCUUAACAGAGGACGAAGGCUUACACCAACCGCCACAGCAGAAACCGCUUAUUGAAGAGUCGGUGCCACAGACGGCCUAUCCUGCUUCCUUCUACUAUCACACGGGCGAUACCAGGCGUAGCCACAGCUAUACAGAUAUGCCGCGAAAACGGAAUAGCGCUAUAUCAAUCAACAGGCAACACCAACAUCAUGCGCUGCUUAACGGCAUCAGCAACAACAACAUCGGAAACGAAACUGCAUCGAACAGUCAUAAUCCAUUUAUUAAGGAGCACUACUGGGAGUCGCCCACAACAUAUGCUAGCUCGUUGUUGCACUCACCUACGGAGUAUCAUGAUGAGCUUCAACAGAAGCAGCAGCAAGAACAGCAGCAGCUACCGCAACACACGUCGGCACGACGACCCUAUCAUCAGCAAAGGGAGCAACUCGCGCCACAAUUAUACAGCAUCGGACAGAGGCAAACGCAAACCCAAGCGCUGUCGCAAUCGCAAUCGCAGAAUCUUAAAGCGCCACACGUAUUGCGCGCGGGUCGCAGUCCCGUUACUCACAACUUGUCAGCUGUUGAUUUUGGCACGCAACAUCAACCGACGCUUAGCGGCAGCAAUCCGUGCGCCGAGGGGCUAACUCCAUUGGCUAGCCACUAUCUGUAUGGCAGCAAAUCGUCCCUGGAUGAGCAUCCAACCGAUUGGGAGCCACGUGAGCAGCGUAAACAAAGGUUGCGUGAACGCGAAAGAGAACAAGAACGAGAGCGUGAGCAAUCGCUGCUGGAACAACAGCAGCAGCAUCUUCAGCUGCAAGAUGCGCAUACAACACGCGAUAAUCACUUGAGCCACCUUGCUUCAGCCCAAAAACAUGAACAGCAGCAGUGCAAACGGCACGUCAAUAACGACGAUCGAUUGAUCAAUAGCACUGUCAAUGAGUCAGCUGUCAGCAGCUAUGGAGAAGCCGAUACCUCAGAGAGUUGGCAGCAUCUACGCGUAACGACCGAAUCAAAUGCCCUGCCUCCGGAGCAGAUCAAAAGCAGCAAACAGCAAACCGCUAACAAAACACAUCCAGGCAGCCAAGGUCGCGCUCAUGUCAUGCUUGAGCCCCCUACGCGACGCAUGGUCGAUGAUGACGCAGCCUAUCGAGAUGGCUGGCAGCUGGAAAGUAACUACACAAUGGCCGUGGAGUCGCGUCAUGGCAUCAUAGAAUACGAGGGCUCCCCCAGACGCAUUGGCAUUGCGACCAGUAACAGUCCCGCUGCAGACGAGCCUGAGCCAGCAGUUGACACAAUAAAAGCAACUGCAGCUACGCCAACAAUGGCAGCUCUGCAAACCAUCAGUAGCAAAACAAUUAUGGCCAACUCAUUGCAGAGGACCGCGGCUCAUGCAGCACUUGCUGCGUUUGCCCAAUGCCAGCCGUCGCAACAGUCACAGGCAAAUCCAAUUCGCCCCGGCUUUCCACAGCGCAUAAUAUCGCCACCGCGUGAGCUGCGCAGCAGUUCCCCCACACAGCAGCAGAAACAGUAUUAUAACUAUGGUAGCAAUCAUAGCAAUAACAACAACAACUACAAGGCAGCAUGCAGUGACAACAAUGCCGAAGAUACAAGCAAUGAUGUCUCUGAAAUUGGCACCAUAUCCGACUUAACCACGCCAGAGGCACUCAUUACGGCCACGGCCAACGAGUUAACGAACUGUGCGGCCACUUCACCGCCACUUGCAGCAGCAACACCAACCACGGUAACAGCCACAGCCACAGCAACAGCAACAGCAACAUUGGCGGCAACCACAGCAACAGCAAUCGCCAGCAACUCUUCGGCCAUCGGUACAACACCAGGUCCAUUAAGUCUGCAUACCAAAUCAUCAACAUUUGAUUACCUCUACGAAUUUUCUGAGACGCGCAAAGUACUAGAAGAGUUCUUCAAGUGUCCGUCGAACGACGAACAGCCCAUAUUGGAGAAUGGCAGCGAUGUGGACAGCAUUGAUAUACAGUACGAGUUUCACAGAAACUUUGAACGUGACGAAGAGGAGAAUCUGGAUGAAGACGAAGACGAGGAAGAUGAUGUAAACGAGGAGGUCGAGGAUGAGGAUGAUCAUAUCGAGCAGGAUUAUCGCCAGCAACAGCAGCAGCAACAUCAACAGCAACAACUACAAUUGAUGCAACAGCCGCUCACAUCCGAUCGCCAUGUUGGCACAUCUACACAGCCGCAGUUGCAGUUGCAGUCGCAGUUACAGGCGCAGCUGCAGUCACGGCCAGCUCAGAUACCACGACAUUACAGCGGCAGUCCACUAAUGCGGGACUUUGACUUUUUCCUCGAAACGGCAAGUCGCAGCAGCGGCGAGCGAGAAGGCGAACAGGAUGGGCUAAAUCACAACCAGCUACUGAGCACCGGUAGUGGCAGCGGCUUGGGCCAAAGCGGGGGCCAGUGCGUGAGUGUUGGCCUGACAGGCACACAUAACUAUCGCUACUCGCCGGAGACCACCGACUAUGACUCUAACUGCGGCGACCUUGACAGCCUCUCAGGCGAGAUGAAUGGCGGUUUGUCUACAUCCUGUUCAAACUAUGCCAAGUACUAUGCCUCGGCCAUGCCCGUUUUGGAGGAUGGCCUCUCUUCGGGACACACCAGUGACACAGAGAACAAUAAUAACAAGAACCAAAUACAACUGGGUGUCCAAGCAAAUCCGAGCCAUAUACAAGGACUAAGUCAGAGUCAGGGUCAAAAUCAAGGCAAUCUCAGCACAAGCACCAGCAUUGGCGGCGGCAUUUCCAUGCUAAUGGACAUGCAACGGAUCUCAACUAACAACAGCCUAAACAGCAUGCACAACCUAACCGUCUCCAUAGACAGCAUUGGGGUCGGCCAUCAGCUCAGUCACACGAGUCCCAGUAACGGACACGUCAAGCAAUACCAGCAGCAACCAUCACAUCUGUCACAUCAACGAGAACUGCUCGGCCAGAGCCCCAGCAACAAUAGCAAUAGCAAAGUGUUUAAGAGCAUAGAUCCAGAGUUGGACUCCCUCUACUCUAUCAAUGUUUUCCACCGUCCGGACAUGGUGCAGAUGACGCCCCCGCCACCGGCGCCAGCGCCGCAUCGCAAGCCAAACUGCAACACCGAUGUUGAUCUGCAGCAGGCUGCCGGGCAGGGCAGCAAGGCCAUCGGGUCGACGUUGCAACGUAGCUCCCCAACUGCCUGCAUAGGCGUUGGUAGCAGUACUGCUAAGCCGCGUAGCGCUGGCAGCAAUUGCAGCAACAACGGCGUGGGCGGUGCUGGAACUAGUAGUGGUGGCGAGGGUGGGGCUGGGGCACCUGCGCCACCACCCAUACCAGAGCGGAGCAACAUGCCUGUGCAACGCUCGCCAUCGCCUGUAAUGAGCUCGCCCGUAUGGCUGUCACGGCAUCUGGAAGGAAAUGAUGGUAAGGCACCGCUCGAAUCGAGCUCCGACAACCACUCAAAGAAUCACAGCGUUGAUGAAGAAGAUGUGGACACGGAUCUGGAAACAGAUCGCCUACUGGGUCAUCAGCGCCUGGACGAUCAAGGCUACUACGACGAGAACAAGAGCUGGGAUCGCAAGCCGCGCAGCUCUCUGCUAUCCAAAAUAUCACCCAAACAACAGCAGAUGCCCAGCUCUAAGACGCGUAACGGAUACAAUGCAUUGCUCAGCUCUACUCCCGAACUGGCGCCGCCGGUUCCACCAAAGAGCUCGGCGAGCCUAAGCGGAUCGGGGGCUAGCAAGCUGCUCGAUCUGGUCAGUGGUGGCAUCGGUGUCGGAAUUGGCGUCGCUGUUAGCGCAGGAGCCGCGCAGCGCAGCGAUUCACGCAGCUCCUCAGAGCACAGCCAUAAAUCACCUAUAAAUGUAUCCGGUGCUGGGCACGAUAUAUGCGGCAUGACAACCACAAUAGCUGCUGAUGCAAUCGUCUCUGCUGUGGUGGCUACUGGCGUAUUACCGUCUCAUGGUAGUUCCAACAAUGGCGGAGACUUGGAGCGGUCGGCUACGGGUAUUGCCAAGGCAGAUACGGAAAGUGAGGGCAUAAAUGGCGCGGGAAUUGUGGGUGUUGCAAGCAGCGUAGCCAAUGCUGUUAUAAGUAAUGGCACUAGCACUAUCAACGGCUCCGCAAACAAUAAUAAUAAUAACAACAACAACGUUGCCAUUGGCAGCAAUAACAGCAGCGGCAGCGGCGCGGGCAGCAACAGUGGCGAGAAAAAAGUUAAAAAGAGUAAGAGCAAAGAAGGCGGUGCAGUGCUCAUCGAAGGCGUUCUGUUUCGGGCAAAAUACUUGGGCUCCACGCAGCUGGUUUGCGAGGGUCAACCCACAAAAUCAACUCGAAUGAUGCAAGCUGAGGAGGCCGUGUCUCGCAUCAAGGCUCUGGCACCCGAUGGCGAUGUACAGCCCAGUACAGAGGUGGAUUUGUUCAUCUCGACGGAAAAAAUAAUGGUGCUAAACACCGAUCUCAAGGAAAUUAUGAUGGAUCAUGCGCUGCGCACUAUUUCCUAUAUAGCCGACAUUGGGGAUUUGGUCGUGCUGAUGGCGCGUAGACGUUUCGUGCCGCAGGAUAUUGAUGAUGCACCGAAACCAAAUCGCACUCCCAAAAUGAUAUGCCACGUGUUUGAGAGCGACGAGGCGCAGUUCAUAGCGCAGUCGAUCGGGCAGGCCUUCCAGGUGGCGUACAUGGAGUUCUUAAAGGCCAAUGGGAUUGAGGAUCAUCGGUUUGUUAAGGAAAUGGACUACCAGGAAGUGCUCAACAGCCAGGAAAUCUUUGGUGACGAGCUUGAGAUUUUUGCCAAGAAAGAACUACAAAAGGAAGUAGUUGUGCCCAAGGCCAAGGGCGAAAUACUCGGAGUGGUCAUUGUCGAAAGCGGCUGGGGCUCCAUGCUUCCCACAGUCGUCAUUGCGAAUCUAAUGAGCUCUGGGGCCGCGGCACGUUGUGGCCAAUUGAAUAUCGGCGAUCAGCUAAUCGCCAUCAACGGACUGAGCCUGGUGGGUCUGCCGCUCUCCACCUGCCAAACAUACAUCAAGAAUACCAAAAACCAGACCGUUGUCAAAUUCACAGUUGUGCCCUGUGCACCAGUCGUCGAGGUCAAAAUCAAGCGGCCCGAAACCAAAUAUCAACUCGGCUUCAGCGUCCAAAAUGGAGUGAUCUGCAGUCUUCUGCGUGGUGGUAUUGCGGAGCGAGGAGGCGUUCGUGUCGGUCAUCGAAUCAUCGAGAUCAACAACCAGAGCGUGGUGGCUGUGCCCCACGAGAAGAUCGUCAAUUUACUGGCCACAUCGGUGGGCGAGAUCCUCAUGAAAACGAUGCCCACAUCAAUGUUCCGCUUGUUGACCGGCCAGGAGAACCCCAUAUACAUUUAAACUAUGUCUAUCGAUAGGCGAUAAAACGUUCUUAUUAGCUAUCGAUUGUGUGCGCUUUGUUUUGUUUGUUGUUUUAUUAUAUUUAUAUCAUUUUAUUUAUUUUAUUGACUACUCUAGAUUACAUUUUGCAGUGGGAAAGAGUUAAAAACAAAUAUAUACAUAUAUUCAAUGACAAAUAACACGAGUAAACAUUUUGUUCCGAUACAUGAACUGUAAACAAAUAACAAAUAUAUAUCUACAUACAUAUAUAACAAAUAUACAAUAAAAAAAUUUAAAAAGUCUAAGAGUAAGGUUAUAUAAAAUGGAUUGCACGCCGGUUUGCAAUGCUUAGAACUAUUAGUUGCAACUCCUUUGCGAUUGCUGGGGAAAUUAUAAACAUAUAUGAAAAAAUAUAUAUACAUACAUAUGUAUAUUACCAAUAUAAACACGGUGACCUUCUUGCGAAAACGUCCUUAGCUUAGUUAAACAGCGUACAGAAUACAAUGAUAGUUAAGGCCACAAUGCCUUUGCCAACCCCUUACACUCUGACUAUCGCACCCUUCCCUAAUAUCAAAUACAUAAAUACCGUUGCAUAUAAAUACAUUUUCAGGAAACGCCCGUAUGAAAGCUUCACAGCACAUAAAAAAUAUAUACCAUGCAUUGCUAAAAGCGUUAACGCAUAUAUACACACACACACA
Drosophila mojavensis is the source of this 7091-nucleotide messenger RNA. RefSeq lists its product as uncharacterized. The coding region runs from base 352 to 6414 and encodes 2020 amino acids. The transcript is spliced from 14 exons. The record is from RefSeq and is a predicted model, not a curated record. Gene Ontology annotation, biological process: chemical synaptic transmission. Gene Ontology annotation, cellular component: cytoplasm; dendritic spine; plasma membrane. Gene Ontology annotation, molecular function: protein binding. Lineage: Eukaryota; Metazoa; Arthropoda; Insecta; Diptera; Drosophilidae.